AUGGGGAUGGCACGAAAACAACUACUAGUACGCGUCUCGGACACACCGGAGGUAUCCCAAAGUACUAAAAGGUGCAUAGAACAAGUGGCACAUACAUGUGAACUUAAAGCUGUAGCUUGCGAGAAUUACAGCGAAAUCGGUACUCUUAUGGGCUUUGAAAACACCAAACACCAAUUAGCGGUUGCCUGUAUGCUGCAUUGGCUUCUACAACCGGUUGGAGAAAGCGAAGUUCGGGUUUUUGCGAUUGACUUAUCCAUGGAGACGUGCUUCUCGCUCGUGGAGUUACUGAAAUGUGAAAAGACUGCGCUAGAGUCACCCAAGUCUGGUAUCGUCAAGGUUUUGAACGCAGAGGAGUUUGUCCAGGCGGUGCUGGCCAAAAAUGAUAAACUGGAUCGCACAGUACAAAUUGUGGACUGCCGCGAACCACUUCAGUAUUUGGGCCUAGCUAACGACAACGAGGUAUCAGGACAUCUUAAUGGUGCAGUAAACGUGCCGUUCGCAAAUAUUUUUACUGCAAGUAGAAAUCCAGAGGACGCGGACACCGGUGAUCUACCGACGGUCGGCAAAGAAGCGUUUAUGCUAUCUGUAAGCGAGCUGCGGGAUGUGUUUAGAGCAGAUGGCAUUGAUCCAAACAGGCCUAUCGCCCUUGUGUCGAGCAAACCGGAAGAAGCUGCCGCAGUUGCCACUGCAUUAUUACUUGGGGGUCAGCAAGCUGAAAUUACAUUUUGCACAGAGCCACUGACAGACCGGUUUGUUAAGUUAUUUCCUUCUUCGUACACAACCGACCUUUAUGACAAAGGUCAGUUGUUGUACAAAAACGAGCAAGGCGGCUUCGACUUGUCUUCAGAGCUACAUGAGGUUCUUGUUACGGAUGAUGAUAAGAAGAUCAGAAUAAAGCUUGAAAAGGCCUAUAACGGAUACAACAGCGGAAAGGCAAGCAUGAAACGAGAAGAUAUGACUCAAAAUUUAGUUGACAAAGAAGAGAUUGUGUGGGUUGAAGACGGUCGUCGCUACUUUGAUAUGCCAUCACCAAUUAGUAAAGUCGAAUUCUUGGACGUGUCACGCACAAUCUUUCGCGUUGUCUCGUUCGUACUGGCACCUUUUGGAUUCCCUGACUCCCUACAUGAGAAACGCUCGCUGCAGGAGGUGAAAACACAAUGCGGGUCGCUUUUUCAAGACGUUCUUGAAGUGUGUUCUGAUCUUAUUUAUCAGGAGAAAGGGCUUAAUGAAGGCGCGAUGGCUAUGAGCGUCCAUAAAUGGGUAGAGGAAAACCAUGACCGCGAUUGCACCUCUUGUAUCAAAGCUAUUAACGAAUUGUGGGAUGUUCUGUACACACCGCCAUCUGUACUUGAAGUGCCAGACCUCACUGAGGAUCAAAUAGUGGCGCUAGCAACGAAUCUUGAACAGAAAAUGCUUGAGCUGGUGAACAAACGAGCGCCCUGGGCGUUUGAAAGUGUUUGUGACGAAAAAGAGAUAAGAGACGAUGAGAUUGAGCUUGAUUGUGACGAUACAUUGAAAAUUAUCGAAGAGAACGAAAAGCGAAUGAAAGAGCAGAAUGAGAUGGACACGAAGGAGAACAACGUCGAUUUUGACGAGGAAGGGAGAAGUCACAAAGCUAGGUCAGUCAAUGAAGACACGGUAGUCGCCGGUAAGACGGAUAUCAGCGCGGAGGUGGUUAGUGAUAAAAAUAUCACGUCGAGGCAGCAUAAUAUUAGCAAUGUAAAAGCUGAUACGAAGAAAACGACACAGACUACAAACGUGGAAACGAAUAGCAAAAAUAAUGCCAAUGCUGGUCAGAAACGGAAUAAAGGCUGGGAUUGUAUGUAUUUAGUUGUGGUUUACGCGUUGGGUUAUAUCCCGCGGAACUUGAAUGCUAGGCAGAAGAAACUGAGUUCACUUCAGAUCAAGUCAUUUAUUCAGGCUGUUGCAGAAGCUUCUUGGGAGGUUAUAAAAACCGAACCGAGCGAGCUCAGCCAGAUUGAGUUUCAGGCGCUGUGCGAGACGCUGCAUGACAAAAAACAAGAGCAAUACUCUAAGACGGGAAAGACCCUCUAUGUUCUCGAACACUUUCUCAAUCGGUCCUUGAAGAAGGACGAAAUUCUUGUGGAUGAAUUGGCAGGUGUUCGUGAGGCUAUAUUCGACGGUGACAUUUCUCGACGGUCAGGGCGUUACCAAAUAGCGCUUGCAGCCUACUCCAAAUCAUUUGAAUUUCUUCCUCUGUACCACAAGGAUUUGGAGAACGCAAUGAUUGGCCGUGCUAGGUGUUUCAUUGAUAUGAACGAGCUGGGUCGUGCAAAAACUGAAGCCUUGAUCGCACUCAAACUCAACCCGUACAGCGUCGGUGCAUACGAGUGUCUAGGAAGCGUCGAGGACAAAAGCGAGCACCCUGAAGCAGCGAUGCAGCACUACGUGUCAUCCUUUAUUCUUGACGGUUCACGUUCAGCGGAUCUCGCUGAAUCCAUUGAUCGUACAUCGCGCCGGGUUGGUCGAGGUGUCGCAAAAGCAUUGUUUGCCAAAAUCGAAAAGGUUCAUGAGAUGCCGUCUGCGUGGCUAGUUGAGAGCUACUUUGAGUCAUUCGAGCAUGACGCCGAUUACACCACGCAUGUUUCAAUCGAUAUUGCAGAAAAGGAAGAAGUCGUGCUAAGCAAACUAGGCGCACGUACGCUACUCCAUCGCGCAAUUUACAAUAAACGUCGUAAAAUGUAUGGUGCAGCACAAAGAGACAUCUGGACGGUCGUUGCCAAGGACAUGGCAAGUGAGGAUCUGACGACGGAGGAGCGCGCGGUGGCACUAAACCUGUAUGCAUCACUGUUGUAUGUAGCGGGUGACGUCCACACUGCAAUUGAGGUCAUAAAUGAGAGCCUGAAACUGCAGCAGACGCUGGUGAACUCGUUGAUAAAAAAGGGUGGAUUUUUGGCAGAAAUCGGUGAAAAGGACGAAGCCAUUUUAUGUUUUUCUAAAGCAAUGGAGCUGGAUCCAAAUGAAGCCGACGUGCAUUUACACUUUGGGCAAAUGAAACUCCUAGAUGGCAAUUUUCACGAGGCUGUGCAGUGUCUACGCCGCUGCAUUUCGCGAUCAGACGCCCUUCCAAUGACCCAUGUGGUUUAUGGCAUGGCACUUUAUAAGAGUGGUUCAACGCACCAAGCCAAGGACGUUUUUGAUGAAGCGUCAAAAAAGUUUCCGGGGUCUGCGGAAGUACAUUUGUUUUAUGGCGAAGUUCUGGCGGACCAGGGAAACUACGCUAACGCCAUGCGCCACUUCUUGACAGCGUGGAAGCUAUCACCGCAAUGUCCUCUGCCAUUUUUAAAUGCUGGUCGCGUUUAUGUGAGCACGAACGAUCCGCUGCGUGCGAUUGUGCACUUCAAACAGGCUCUUAAAGUUGAUCCUCGUUGCAGCUCGGCACACUUGGACAUUGCCCAAAUACUCUUCGCCCAAGGCCGUACGGAUGAGGCAUUCGAACACUUUGAAAUGGCCGCAUCCUGCUGUCGCUUUCUUCCCGAGGUGGAGGAAGUUUGUGCGUGUCAGGAAAUGGCCAAGAUGCAGCUUAAAGUUACGGAGAUUCUUGGUGUUGAGCUGCGUCACAUUAUGCGCAGCAAGUAA
Messenger RNA from Plasmopara halstedii, 3600 nucleotides. RefSeq names its product Translocase of outer mitochondrial membrane complex, subunit TOM70/TOM72. The record is from RefSeq and is a predicted model, not a curated record. Gene Ontology annotation, molecular function: protein binding. The coding region runs from base 1 to 3600 and encodes 1199 amino acids. Lineage: Eukaryota; Oomycota; Peronosporomycetes; Peronosporales; Peronosporaceae. The transcript has a single exon.